Molecule: messenger RNA, 1405 nt
Organism: Vigna angularis (adzuki bean)
Lineage: Eukaryota; Viridiplantae; Streptophyta; Magnoliopsida; Fabales; Fabaceae
Product: serpin-ZX
Exons: 2
Coding region: 87-1256 (389 amino acids)
Molecular function (GO): serine-type endopeptidase inhibitor activity
Source: RefSeq, a predicted model, not a curated record
UUUAGUGUUCAAAGUGUUGAAAUAUCCAAAUAUCGGGAUUCUAAAAUUAGCGUCACCGCGAGCUUCAUUUCUUUCCAGAAUCGAAAAUGGACCUGCGUGAAUCGAUCAGCAACCAAACCGAUGUUGCCCUGAGCAUGACAAAGCUGUUGGUGUCGAAGGAAGCUCGGGACAAGAACUUCGUGUAUUCGCCGCUGUCGUUGCACGUUGUUCUCAGCAUCAUCGCUGCGGGCUCCAAGGGUCCCACACUCGAUCAGCUUCUCUCCUUCCUCCGAUCCAAGUCCACCGACCAUCUCAACUCCUUCGCCUCUCAGCUCGUCACCGUCGUACUCUCCGAUGCCUAUCCCGCCGGCGGGCCUCGACUCUCCUUCGCCGACGGCGUCUGGGUUGAGCAAACCCUCUCUCUUCUUCCUUCCUUCAAACAGCUUGUCAACACUGAUUACAAGGCAACUUUGGCUUCGGUUGAUUUCCAGACCAAGGCUGUUGAAGUGGCCAACGAAGUUAAUUAUUGGGCCGAAAAGGAGACAAAUGGCCUUGUAAAAGAACUUCUUCCUGCUGGAUCUGUUGACAGUACAACCAGACUCAUCUUUGCAAAUGCACUGUACUUCAAAGGAGCGUGGAAUGAGACGUUUGAUGCUUCAAUUACAAAAGACCAUGAUUUCCACCUUCUUGAUGGCAAAUCAGUCAAGGUUCCCUUCAUGACUAGCAAGAAGAAGCAGUUCAUAAGGUCUUUUGAGGGUUUUAAAGUCCUUGGUCUUCCCUACAAGCAAGGCGAAGAUAAACGCCAAUUCACCAUGUACUUUUUCCUUCCAGAUGCAAAAGAUGGGCUGCCAGCUUUGGUUGAGAAGUUGGCUUCUGAAUCUGAGUUCUUGGAACGCAAGCUUCCUAAUCACCAAUUGGAAGUAGGGGAUUUCAGGAUCCCAAGAUUCAAAGUUUCUUUUGGGUUUGAAGCCUCUGAUGUGCUGAAGGAACUUGGAGUGGUUUUACCUUUCACUGUUGGAGGUUUGACAGAAAUGGUGGAGUCUCCUGUGGGUCAAAAUCUGUGUGUUUCUGAUAUAUUUCACAAGUCUUUUAUUGAAGUAAACGAAGAAGGUACUGAAGCUGCAGCGGCUACUGCUGCAACUAUACUGUUGAGGGGUGCUCUGUCUUCGUCUAAAAUAGACUUCGUAGCUGACCACCCUUUCUUGUUCCUCAUCAGAGAAGAUUUAACUGGAACAGUACUCUUUAUGGGCCAGGUGCUCGAUCCUCGUGCUGGAUGAUAUUAGCGACCACACAAAAUUAGUACAAAAACUCGCUCCCUUGUUCUGUUCUCUUUAUUUACUUAUGAUCAGAUGAUCCAAAACUUGUUAAUGUUUGAGGUGUGACUUUGAAAGAAAGCAAAAAAGGUACAAAUGGAUCACCUUUUAUA